CUCCAAUAAAUAGCUUUGUAAUAAUCGAAUAAUCCAUCAGUGAGGCCUAAGCCAACGACGAGUGCAAUUAGUUAAUUACCAGCUACCUUUAAGGUUCAGAACAAACCCCCCUUCAACAAUCGGCAUCAUGUUCCUGCGAAGCAGUGCCCUAGUGAUUCUGGCGGUGACGAUCGCCGUUGCGGCAGCAGCGAACACCAAGGAAGAACAGCAGAUGGUGAAUCUGAUCAACGAGAUCGACCAGCAGGAUAGUUUCCCGCUGUUCGGUGGAUUGACUGUCGAGCGGGAGGAAAAUGGGCGAUCAUUCGACGGUGGUAGCGCUGAUGCCGAUGAAGAUCUAGCCGAACGUGCCGUGCGAUAUCUGAGCUCGCAUACCGUGAAGUUUAACAUCCCGGAAGAGAACAGUGAGGAGGGUCGUCAGAUGGAAGAAGCCCGCAGCAGCCGCCUGAAGAAGGUCUUCCUCCCACUGCUGCUCGCUCUGAAGCUGAAGAUGGCCAUCGUCUUGCCAAUCUUGCUCACCAUCAUCAAGCUGAUCUCCCUGAAGGGAUUGAUCGCCGGACUGCUGGCCCUGAAAUUCUCCCUGUUCACCUUCCUGAAGGAUCUGUUCAACAAGAAGCAGGAACGUGUGACCACCGCCUACAUCACCAGCGCCCAGCCCGUGAACGCCGAAAUCGUCCACCAGGACUGGCACCGCAAUGGACAGGCUUCCCCGCAGGAAUUGGCCUACGGUGCCUACAAUCCCUAUGCCACUCUGCAGUAAUUGUGUUAC
This is a messenger RNA of Ochlerotatus camptorhynchus, 766 nucleotides long. RefSeq lists its product as uncharacterized. The record is from RefSeq and is a predicted model, not a curated record. Lineage: Eukaryota; Metazoa; Arthropoda; Insecta; Diptera; Culicidae. Gene Ontology annotation, cellular component: membrane. The coding region runs from base 128 to 757 and encodes 209 amino acids. The transcript has 3 exons.